This is a messenger RNA of Dermacentor silvarum, 5778 nucleotides long. It is a transcript of the gene EndoA, whose product is annotated as endophilin-A. The record is from RefSeq and is a predicted model, not a curated record. Lineage: Eukaryota; Metazoa; Arthropoda; Arachnida; Ixodida; Ixodidae. The transcript is spliced from 14 exons. Gene Ontology annotation, biological process: synaptic vesicle uncoating. The coding region runs from base 270 to 1559 and encodes 429 amino acids. Gene Ontology annotation, cellular component: presynapse; cytoplasm; glutamatergic synapse. Gene Ontology annotation, molecular function: protein binding.
GAUCUCCCAACUUCCGGUGUCUGUGUGUGCAUGCAUAUCGGUUGUCGGCGAUCGGUGCGCCCGUCUUGAACCGGUGUUUGGACCUUUGUGCCGUCUCCCAGGAAUUACAAGGUGCUGCCAGUGUUUUGAACAGCUGCAGGUCUGGCAUGGGCAGCCCAACGCGGACGUGAAGGCGGAGUCCGGCUGCGAAGAAAGUGGCAGGGAUUCGGUGAACAGGGGCAGUGGACGUGGACGUGCGGUGACAGCCAUAUCGUGGCAACUCUGAAGCUAUGGCGUUCGCAGGGCUCAAGAAACAGAUCAACAAAGCCAAUCAGUAUGUCAGCGAAAAGAUUGGAGGAGCGGAGGGUACCAAAUUCACGGACGAGUACAUGGAAAUGGAGAGGAAAAUAGACUUGACCAGCGAGUUAGUGGAAGAGCUGAUUGUAAAGACGAAAGAAUACCUCCAGCCAAAUCCAGCAUCCCGAGCAAAACUGAUGGUAAGCACGAAACUCCGAGGCCCGGGAAAAACUCAUGCAUAUCCUCAGCCGGAGGGAGUGCUCGGAGAAUCCAUGACCAAGUAUGGCACUGACUUGGGCGAGGAAAGCCCCUUUGGUCAGAGCCUCAUUGAAGCUGGAGAGGCACUCAAGCAGCUGGCCGACAUCAAAUAUGCCCUGGAAGAUAAUGUGAAACAGAACUUUCUUGAGCCCCUUACCCAACUACAGAACAAGGACCUUAAGGAUGUUUUGCAUCAUCGCAAGAAAUUGCAGGGCCGACGUCUGGACUAUGACUGCAAAAAACGGAAACAGCUGAAAGGUGGCCACUUGACAGAAGACGAGAUCAAGCUCGCCGAGGACAAAUUUGAAGAGUCUUUCAACUUGGCGUCCCUGGGGAUGUUUAAUCUUUUACAAAAUGACGUUGAGCAAAUCUCUCAGCUUCAUGCCCUGGCUGAAGCCUUCUGUGAAUAUCAUCAGCAGUGUGCGGAAGUGCUCCAGGGGCUUACUGAACGGUUGCUCGAACAAAAAGCUGAGGCAGCAGGGCGUGAUCGCGAGCCAUAUGAACCCAAGAAGCUGUCUGAUCUCAAUCUCACGGCGAUUCACGACGACAUCUCGCCCAUGGUCGAGUCAGGUGGGGGCUACUUCAAUGGCGAGCCCCAGCAAAACUCCCUCUUCUUCUCCUCGGCCCCAACUGCGUCUCCUGCCCGCUCACCCCUGAACUCGCCUGUGAACCCACGGCCUGCCAAUAACCUCUUCCUGGGCAGCUUCCCCAAUCCGCAUGGCACGGGGGCCUCGCCUGGCUCCAGGUCUCCCAAUGUGCCCACUGAUGGCGGUUGGGGGGAUGGGUGCGGCUCAGCUUCUCCACUUCCAUCGCCGGUGCGGUCACCAGCCCGGGCCCCGCGCGCACCGACCUGUCGAGCGCUGUACGACUUCGAGCCGGAGAACGAGGGUGAGCUGGGCUUCCACGAGGGGGACCUCAUCUCACUCGUGCGCCGCGUCGACGACAACUGGUACGAGGGCAGCAUCGACGGCCACACGGGCAUGUUCCCUGUCAACUAUGUCGAGGUGGUGGUGCCGCUGCCGUGAAACUGCGUGUGGCUGAGCUCUAGCCACCGCUGUUCUGCUGCUGGCUGAUUAUGCCGCUUGUUACCAGCUGUGCAAAUGCCUGCUGUGGGAACAAGAGGCUCUACCAACCCUCCAUCUGUGUUAGCUCUGAAUUCAGCAAGUCCCAUCUGUUGAUUUUGGUCUUAUCUGUGAACGGUUCACAUCUGGACUUUAGUCAUUUUGGGUUGUUUAUAUAUGAGUUUUCCCUUGCAGCCAUGCUUUCAAUCAUAAUGGAAACUGCCCAGUUUUGAGUGUGAAAAUGUAAAUAUUUAUUAUUUAGUGCCACGGACAUUUUUAGGUCAUUGUUUAUUUAUGUUUGGACUCUGCACCUCCACCCCCACCCUAUCCUUGAUGAGCUUUUAUUACUGCGGGAUGAGAAAUAAUGAUGGUGGUUUCUUUUUUUGAUGAUGGAAAAAGAAAGAAAAGCUAACAAUGCUUUUCAUAGGCACAAAUCAGAAGGUUGUAUUGGUUGCAGGUAAUUUUUUUCUUACAUUUUUUUUUUCUUCUCUCGCAUUAGAAAUUUGUGCGCUGUGUGUUAAGAGGCAUCAUUUGACGACAACCUUGUUGUUGUUCAGAAUGUAUUUAAGACAUGGCCAGAUUCUAUCAACUGGUUACAACCAACUGGGCAUGUCUUGUUUGUUUCUUUUUCACUUUGUAAAUCAUUGUAACAUUUUUUUUUUUUUUUGGAAGCUUCUGCCUUGGACUCUAUGUCUUUCAUGGCAUCAAUCAUGUACCACGUCCCCAAUGCCUGUAGUGAGCCUUGUUGAUUGUGACUUAAAUGUCCUGUUCUAUCAAAACUGCUACAUUUAUUGUAUGUGGGAGUUGUUAUAAAGCUCACUGAAGAUUCUACUUACCCCAGAUGCUUGUCACCAAUCUGCAGUUUCCCAUACUGCUCCCUUUCCUUCAUUGUCUGUCUGUGCUGUCAAGUACAUCAAAUACGUGUAGCACAGGGGUUCCCAAACUUUUUGGCUCUGGAGGAACCACCUUGGCAUUCAAUAUGUGGCAAGGAACCCCUCAUUUGCCUCUCAGGUACACGUGAAAAAGAGCGCAGCAAAAAGGCUCCUCAAUUAACACCUGCACUGACUCAGGAAAAUGGUUACACAAGGCUUAUAUUUGCACAGUGCUGCAAAGGGUGGAUUGGAAGAAUCGUUAGUAGCUUAGCAAUUGUGAAGAAAAGGCCACAUAGGUGAACGGUCACGUGUGUCAGUCCAGGUGCUCACGGGGCCCCAGGACAGUUGUGUGGACAUGACGAGAUUUCCUCCACAAGUAUCCACACUCAAUCAACGAAUUAAUUAAUCAAUCAAGCAGUUAUUACAAUGCAUGAACAAUCGGGCGAUAAGUAGCUUUUCUGCGGUGUUGACAAGGUGAAAAGGAAAAAAUGGGGGCACACGCAGCACUCUGUAUGCUCCUGGAAACCAAAGAAGUCCCCUGUGAAACCUGAGGGUUCCUUGAAAUCCAGUUUGGGAACUCCUGAGUUAGCUUACUUUGUGCUCCUUUAGUGGCUGGCCUCAUGAUGCAAGUUCCUCCCCUCCCUUCAAGUUCAUCAUUUGCGAGAGCAUGGUUGUGAAAUGCUUCCUUCUAAUGUUCAGCUGGUGCUAUUUGUGCCUGUAUUGCAGUGAAAAGGAAAGAACAUUUCGCACAUGUAGGUGGCGGGCACUAUUGCUGUUCUUCACUUGUUUGAAUGUUCAAACCAGCACUCAAUGGAGAACCGCACGACUGCUCGUCAGUACCUUGCGACAACAGCUAUGAGACAGGAGCGAUAAAGGAUGCCUUGUUAUAUGGGCAGUGCCUAAGAAAAUCACAUUUUUUCUUUCACUAGUCUGUCAAGGCCAUCUAAUAUGCAGCCAUCCCCUGCUACUGAUCACUUUUCAGCGUUUCUGUCUUCAGCCAAACACAAAUGCAAAUCAAGAAUGAAGACUGAUAUGACGAUUGGUGUUCCCCUAUACCUUUCCAGUUUUUUAAUGUGUCUGUGCUCCUUGUGUUACAGUUAAGUUGUUCUGACUGCAUAAUCACUUCAUUUGCGAGCACAAAGCAACGAUCAAGCCUUCGACUUUCACAUUAACGAGCGCAGGUUGAAGUGUGUUGCAGAUAGCAGUGUCUGUUUGGAUGUGUCCUGAAACGUUAUGAGAAGAACCUAACUACAAGUACAUCGAAACCUGCAAAGGUAAAAAAAAAAAAAAAAGCACCACACCAAUCACCAUGCAGGUAGCAUAGAAGUUCAGAUUCAUUUCAAGUGUUUAGCUUAGAGAAUGGCGAUGCAUUACUGCAUACCACACUGCGAUGCAAAUGCUUCACAUGCCUACUUUUAGUGCGCAUUUUUAAAGCAGUUUCUUGCUAGAAAAACUGUUGACCACACUAUUUCGGGUGUAAUACACCACCUUUUUUCGCUGCAGCAGAGUGACCUUGAAGACAAGGACAUUUAGCUUUGGCAAACAAUGCAUGAGCGUUGGUAAGGAGAAGAAAGCACAGCCAGUGGGCAAGGGUUAUGUUAGGCUUUUAUGAUAAGAGUCGCAGCAGUAUAUAUGCGAGUUUUAGCCAGUAUGUAUACCUAUCAGCGUUUACAUGUCAAUCGAGUACUGGGAUGCAAAUGUAAACAACAGUGCUGGUGAUCUACAUCUGAUGGUGUGUUCAAAUCGGCAUGCGCUACUGUGUUCUCUUGUGUGACAUUUCUUGGCACGGAAGGGUAUAAUACGUAUUAGUAAGUCUGUGUCGCUACAAAAACUACAAAUGCUAGUAUGUUAGAAUACACAGCCACAGGAUGCAGCAAGAGGCUCGCAUGAUUUGUUUGAGCAGAGCAUCACAAGAUGUAGCCACGAACGCUAUUUGGAGCUACGUCACAGUACCUUGCCAGAACAGUAACACUAAAAUGUACACAUACUCGCUUAAGCUUUAAGUUGAUUGGCCCCGCAGUAGACACUGAUCUACAUUGAUAAACGUCACUUGCCUCUUAAAAGGUUCUGGUGUGGAAAUAAUGGUCUUCAGAGGGCUUUACAAUCUAUAUGUCCUAGUUUGGGGAAGGCUGAUGUAUAAUGUUACAUUCAUUUGAGAUUGCACAACUGCUACAAGGCAGGCCACGAAAUUAUGUGCCACGGUUGGCUUGUAUUGACAAUAGUUUGUUCUCGACUGUUCAUGAUAUGCAACACCACAAUGUCGUGUGUCUUUUCCCUGAGUGCAUGCUUGCUUGCACAUUUGAGUGCGUGCAUCUUGAAUUGUGUGUAGCAGUGCUUGUGUUCCGACAUAUCCAACAUAACCGCUUGUGCUCACGUCCGCACGUCUAGUUCAGCUGUCGGUACAUUGUGGGAGGAGCGGACACAUCUAGUCCAGCAGAUAGCAAAUGGUCCUGUUUUGAGAGGGGAUGUACUACUCAUCUGCAUCUUUCUUGGUGCCUCACUUUUCAUUUUCAAACAUUGCAGCCACUAUAUAGCUAGCCGAAGACAGUGCACUAGAAGCUGGUACUUGUGAAGCAUAUUUUAGCAUCAUGGUAUAUAUAAACGUUCGCUACAUACAAAACAUGUCGCAAAGAGGGCAUAUGCUCCCAAGCUUUCUGUGUGUUUCAAGCAACCACUAGGUCUACAGUGUGUCCCUUCCAGCAAUAUGCCCUAGUCAGCAAUAUUGAGGCUCUGUGCCCUCCACUCGAGCUUGCUUCACAAUCUGGCCCGUGAAAAGCACCAGCGGCCCAUCGCAUGUACAUGAUAGUUUCUUGCCAUACAAAAAGAAGGAACUAAUAUUUUGGAUUUUUAAAAUCCAAAUACCAAAGGCAAUAUAUAUUCGCUUUUGUUGUCUCGGACACAUACCUCACACCGUCCCCGUCUCAUGGCAAUACGGCACAACCCCUAUGAAUUCUUGAAAUCGAAUCUUAUGUUCACACCAAAAAAAAUCACGUUGUUCGCUCACCUCCGGCCUCCAUAGCAGCUUCCUGUAGCCUUAGAACCCCCUUUCUUUUUUCCUUUCCCAGUACUACUCUCCUGUGUGCCGAGUUCCAACCCGGCCAGCCACCAGCAUAACUUGUAACCGUAACCACUGUGAUCUUGAUGUCGUCCUCCGUAGACCUGUAUCUUUUUCUCUGUCCGUUCCAUACUCGCAUCGCUACAGGAAAUCUCUCAAACCGUGGUUCUUUUUUCGCCGUUGUAAAAUCUUGUUAAAUGUCAUGCAAAUGAGAGACAUUUAUCCCAAAUAAAAGCUGUUUUUGUUGUUCCAACAA